Molecule: messenger RNA, 8821 nt
Organism: Phoenix dactylifera (date palm)
Lineage: Eukaryota; Viridiplantae; Streptophyta; Magnoliopsida; Arecales; Arecaceae
Gene: ATR
Product: Ataxia telangiectasia-mutated and RAD3-like protein
Biological process (GO): DNA damage checkpoint signaling; DNA repair; telomere maintenance
Cellular component (GO): chromosome; nucleus
Molecular function (GO): protein binding; protein serine/threonine kinase activity
Source: RefSeq, a predicted model, not a curated record
GUACGGUUCGAAAUGAGGAGGGAAAUUUAUGGGCAGAAAAAGCAGCCCGGUGAAGUCGAUUUACAGCGAGAGAGAGAAAGGGAGAGAGGGUAGGCCGGCGGCCCCCAUGGCCAACCUUUCCGGCCUCAUCCACGAGCUCCGGGAACGAAUCGCCGCCUCUUCGUCCGCCUCCCCCUCCCCCUCCGGCGAGGACCCCCUUGAGACCAAGUUCCGCACCGUCCUCCCCAACCUCCUCCACGCCUAUGUCCUCCCCUCCUCCACCGGCAACGAGAGAGAGGUCACCGCCGUCCUCAAGCUGCUCUCCCACACCGCCCGCAACUUCCCCGGCGUCUUCUUCCACGGCCGCGCCGCCGCCGUCCUCCCCGUUGUCGGCCGCAUCCUUCCCUUCCUUGCCGAACCCGCCUUCCGUUCUCGGCAUGAGGUUAUCUUCGAGACCGUCGCUUCCCUUCUCUCCCUUCUCCGCACCGGAGAGCGAGAAGCAUAUCGCCAGUUCUUCUUGGACGCGAUGGUAGCUGUUGAAGAUAUUCUUUAUAUUGCAUCGAUUAAUGCAAGCAAGUCAAAUGCGACGUCUUCUGGUAGAGUAUCACUCAAGUGUCUCUGUCACUCCUUCGCGGGAAUAUCUGAUUCCCCUGCUCUUUUUAGCGAGCUGCCGGCUUGUUGCCGACCGGCCGAUGGCCCAGGCGUGCUGGUUGAUCUGACUGAUAAGUCGAGGUGGCAACAUUUUGCCGCAUGGAUGAUUAAACUUGUUAGCAAAUGUCUGACUGAAGGAACACUCUAUGUGGAAGGGCUCAUCAAUAUAUCAUUUGUAUAUGCUGCCUGUACUCUAUUGUGCUACGGGAAUGCAGCUUUGCACAUGGCCUGUUUCGACUUUGCACGUAUUACAGCAACGGUAAUAGAUGCAGAAAUCUUACCGGUUGAAAAUAUCAUUCGUUCAAUAGCAUGCAUAUUAGGGCAAGAUGAGAAGGAACUUAUGUUGUUCAGAAACACAGUUUAUGACUCUUCUAUGGGUGCUUGCCUUCAUGUACUGCAUAUGUCUUGUCAGGAUGAUGUUGUUGAAUCCACAGCUAGUGAUGUAGUCAAUGUCUUUCCUAGAUCAGUCCAAAGCACUGAAAGCCCUGAACUUCAGGUAGCCAUGUGCAAUGCAUACAUGCGAAUUGCUAAAAUCUGCCCUCCACAUAUUUGGAGGCCAGGACUUCUUGUCAGCAUGCUUUGCUCUCCAAAACCUUGUUUUCCAUUGAUUGAAUGCAUACGAGUGGCUAUUGAUAUUCUUGGUUUCAAUGCUUCUGGAGUAGAUGAUCAUGGUAUAUAUAUGCCAUUGGAAAGUGGCGAAGAACUUGACAUGCCAAAAAUUGGGAAGAAGAGGUCGGCUCAAAAUAAUGACAAUAUUCAGUGUAAGCGUCACAAGACAGUGGAAAUGAGAAAAUUUCCUAUUGUUAGUAUGCAUAUAGAUGAUGAGUUUAGAGCUUCAUUAACAUUGAAACAAGACAAAGAAUUUGCAGAUGAGUUGCAGCAAUCACUGUUCUUGUUUGUUGGCCUUCUAAGACCUGGCAUUGCUGAUGCUUCUCCAUUGAAACCAGAUACUGCCAUAACAGCUCUUAGCUUGCUCUGCAUCGUAUUUUCGGCUUAUCCUAAUACCAGUUUGGCUGCUAGAAUUUUUCAGCUAGUGCUUUCUUGGAUACCUUGGAUAUGCAGCCAGGUAAAGGAAAUAAGGUUGCUCUCGUUUGAUUUGUCCAUCUAUCUAGAAGCAGUUCAUAGCAUACUGCUUCUUCAAGUUAUUCAAGGUGAUGAUUGCUUCAAUGAUGCAGACAUCAUAAAUUGUAUCCAUCUGAGAUAUGAAGAUCUUAUGGAUUUGCUGAAACUGGCAUGGGAUAAUCAUUCACUUGAAACUCAAGCUCAUCCUGUCUGGAAAGUAAAAUGUCUCUCCUUACAAGCUUUCUCCAAGUUCAGCAAUCAACUGAAUGCUGAAUGUGAUCUUGAAGUGUUGGACCUGGCUAUUCAUGAUGAAGCUGAGGAAGUUCGAAAUGAAGCUGUUGUCUCAAUGCCUGUGAUCAUCAUGUGCUCUGGUUGCUCUUUCCUGGGAGACAUGUUUAAACAAUUGGAGUCAUUGAGUAGAGACAAAAGUAAACAAGUUCGUAAAUCUGUCCUCUUUUCUCUUGGCUACAUGUCCUGUAUACAUGGCUCCUCUAAUGCUUCUGGUGAUCUUGAUGGAAGUACUUGCAAGUUGUUUCUAGGUGAUCACUAUGAAAGGCAGAUCAAGACAAUGGAUCUUCUUUUGAGAGGAUUCUGGUGUCCUCGAUGUGACACAGGAGUUAUAGGCAAUAAAGGGCAGUCUUUUAAUGCUAUACGCAUGCCUAAGGUGCAAAACUUAAGGCUUGAGAAUGACCUUACUUUCAUCAAACUGCAGUCCCUCUUUUUUCAAUUUCUUUACGAGGAACCAUUGGAAGAUUUUCAAGUUGCCUGUGUUCAAGUAUUACCACGAAUUCUUAGGCACGUAACUCAAGAUGUUCUGUUUGAAACAAGAUUUCAGUGGAUUGAGUGUAUCGAUCAUUUACUUUUGCACAAAGCAAAGGCUAUCAGGGAAGCAUUUUCUGCCGAAAUAAGUUGUUUCCUUGAAGAUCACAUUUUGGAGGCUUUAUUCAUAGAUGGCGAGGCAAGUGAAAGGACCAAAGAACAAAAAUUCUUGGACAAAGUAAAAUAUGCUUUGGCAAGAACGGAAGAUCCCCAGGUCUUGGUGACUCUUCUGGAAUCGACUGCUGAAAUUAUGAAUGCUAGUGACGUUCAUGGGCAGCUUUUCUACUCGCUUAUUUUAUUUGUUGAUCAACUUGAUAAUCAAAAUCAGAUAGUAAGACUGACCGCAUCAAGGUUGAUGCAGAGAUCCUGCCACUUACAUCUGAAUGGAGGGUUUGAACUAGUCCUUUCAAAGUUUUUUCAUAUCCGAGAUGAGUUAUAUGAUUAUCUCUCUGCAAGACUGGUUGGUCGCCCAACCAUGAUUAGAGAAUUUGCAGAGGCUGUUGGAAUUAAGACUGAGGAACUUAUAAGGAGAAUGGUUCCUUUUGUCAUACCAAAGCUCGUGGUCUCACACAGGGAUAAUGAUCAAGCACUCAUCACUUUGCAUGAAUUGGCAAACCACUUGGACACAGAUGUAGUACCAUUGAUUGUCAACUGGUUACCAAAAGUGCUUGCCUUUACUCUUCUUCGUGCAGAUGGGCAGGAGCUAUCCUGUGUUUUGCAAUUUUAUCAUGUCCAAACAGGAUCUGACAGCAAAGAAAUAUUUGCCGCUGCCUUACCAGCACUCCUAGAUGAACUAUUAUGCUUUCCUGUGGAAGGGGAUAUGGAUGAGAUGGACAAGAGGACCAUCAGGGUUCCUACGAUGAUCCAAGAGGUAGCUAAAAUCUUGACAGGUUCUGAUGACCUUCCAGAGUUUCUGAAGAAUCAUUUUGUUGGUCUUCUUAAUAGCAUUGAUAGGAAAAUGCUUCAUGCUGAUGAUGUCUGGUUGCAAAAACAGGCCUUGAGGCGUAUCGAAAAGUUGAUCGAGAUGAUGGGUCCAUAUCUUAGUACACAUGUGCCCAAAAUUAUGGUUCUUCUAAUAUAUGCCAUUGAUAAAGAAGCACUUCAAACCGAGGGUCUUACGGUGUUACAUUUUUUUAUCAAGCAGCUAGCUAAGCUUUCACCCUGCAGCAUUAAACAUGUGAUCUCGCAAGUUGUAGCUGCUUUUAUUCCAUGCCUGGAGCGAUGCAAAGAAAUCCCUUCUGUACAUUUACAUAAAAUUGUUGAAUGUUUGGAAGAUCUUAUUGUUGAAAAUAGGUUGAUACUAAAGCAACACAUUCGUGAGCUCCCGCUGUUGCCUAGCAUUCCAGCUUUAUCAGAAGUAAACAAAGUCCUACAAGAGGCAAGGGGAUCGAUGACCUUGCAGGAGCAAUUGCAAGAUGCUGUUGAUGGUCUUAACCAUGAGAGUUUAAAUGUAAGGUAUGUGGUGGCCUGUGAAUUAAGCAAAGUGUUGAAUGUAAGAAGAGAAGAUGUUACUGCUCUGAUAGCUGGUGAAGCCAUUUCAUAUCUGGAUGUCAUAAGUUCUUUAAUAACAUCCUUACUAAGAGGAUGUGCAGAGGAAUCAAGGACUGCAGUUGGUCAACGGUUGAAAUUAGUCUGUGCAGAUUGCUUGGGAGCACUUGGUGCUGUAGACCCUGCUAAGUUUAAGGGAAUUUCCUGCCAGCGUUUUAAAAUUGAGUGCUCAGAUGAUGAUCUCAUCUUUGAGUUGAUCCACAAGCAUCUAGCAAGGGCAUUUAGAGCUGCUUCUGAUACCGUAGUUCAAGAUUCAGCUGCCUUAGCUAUACAGGAGCUUCUGAAGCUGGCAGGUUGCCAGGCAUCACUUAAUGAAAAUAUUAGCAAGAAAACUACAAAAAUAAUUGAGGAUGGAAGUAUUGGCAAUCCCAGCGAGAUGAACAAGAGGGGUCAGAAAAUAUGGGACCGUUUUUCUAAUUAUGUCAAAGAAAUUAUUGCACCAUGUUUGACCUCACGAUUUCAGCUUCCUAAUGUGACUGAUUCAGCAUCUGUUGGCCCCAUUUAUCGCCCAUCAAUGUCCUUUAGAAGGUGGAUAUUCUUUUGGAUUAGGAAGCUGACUGCACAUGCAACUGGUUCCCGUGCCAGUAUUUUCAGUGCAUGCAGGGGGAUAGUACGCCAUGACAUGCAAACAGCCACUUAUUUGCUGCCUUAUCUAGUCUUGAAUGCUGUGUGUCAUGGUACUGUGGAGGCACGCCACAGCAUAACUGCUGAGAUCUUAUCUGUUCUCAAUGCUGCAGCAUCAGAAAAUAGUGGAGCUACUGUUCAUGGAACUACCGGGGGGCAGAAUGAAGUCUGUGUCCAGGCUGUCUUUACGCUACUUGAUAAUCUUGGGCAAUGGGUUGAUGAUCUUAAGCAGGACAUUGCACUUUCCCAGUCAUUUCACACUGCAGUCUCAAAACAACCACCUAGAGUGAAAGGAGAGAAUGAGUCAAUGCCUGAUGCAGAUCAGCUCCUUGUCCAAUGCAGUAAUGUUACCGAGCUGUUAUCUGCCAUUCCUAAAGUUACUCUCGCUAAGGCAUCAAUCCGAUGUCAAGCUCAUGCUCGUGCUUUGAUGUACUUUGAGUCACAUGUGCGGGAAAAGUCAGGUUCCUUCAAUCCAGCCGCUGAGAGCAGCGGUAUCUUUGCAGAUGAUGAUAUUUCAUUUUUGAUGGAGAUAUACAGUGGUUUAGAUGAGCCUGAUGGCAUUUCUGGUUUGGUAAAUCUGCGGAAAUCAUCUAGCUUGCAAGACCACCUCCUCAUUAAUGAAAAGGCAGGAAAUUGGGCAGAAGUGUUAGCAUAUUGUGAACAGGCUUUGCAGAUGGAGCCUUCUUCUGUCCAGAGACAUUCAGAUGUUCUCAACUGCCUGCUAAACAUGUGCCACCUUCAGGCCAUGGUAACUCAUGUGGAUGGUUUGAUUCGUAGAAUACCUCACUACAAGAAGACAUGGUGCAUGCAGGGUGUACAGGCAGCUUGGAGGUUAGGGAAAUGGGAUUUGAUGGAUGAGUACCUUUCUGGUUCAGAUAAAGAAGGUCUAGUAUGUAAUAAAUAUGAGAGCAAUGCUUCAUUCGACAUGGGCCUUGCCAAGAUUAUCCAGGCAAUGAUGAAGAAAGACCAGUUCAUGGUUGCUGAGAGAAUUGCCCAGUCUAAACAAGCAUUAAUUGUCCCUCUAGCGGCAGCUGGUAUGGAUUCUUACAUGCGUGCAUACCCAUAUGUUGUGAAACUACACAUGUUACGUGAACUGGAGGAUUUUCACAAUCUUCUUGGGGAUGAAUCGUUUCUUGAAAAAUCAUUCAGAUCAGAUGAUCCAAGAUUUUUGAAAGUGAUAAAGGACUGGGAAAAUCGUCUUAGGUUUACGCAACCAUCACUAUGGGCAAGGGAGCCACUCCUUGCUCUCCGCAGGUUAGUUUUCAGUGCCAGCAAUAUGGGUGCUCAAGUGGGAAACUGCUGGCUUCAAUAUGCUAAACUUUGUCGUUCCGCUGGUCAUUAUGAGACUGCCCAGCGGGCAAUACUAGAAGCACAUGCUUCAGGUGCUCCAAGUGUGCAUAUGGAGAAGGCUAAAUUUUUGUGGAGUACUAGAAAAUCUGAUUGUGCUAUAGCUGAACUGCAGCAAUCACUUCUAGACAUGCCCGUGGAGGUUCUAGGCUCUGCUGUGAUCUCUUCGCUUUCUAACCUUUCCCUUGUUUUGCCAAAUCCACCUUCUCUUUGUGCCACACAAGCAUCAAAGGAGAACCAAGAUGUGGCUAAAUCCAUUCUCUUAUAUACAAGAUGGAUCCACUACACAGGUCAAAAGCAGAAGGAAGACAUUAUGACUCUUUACUCCAGAGUGAGAGAAUUGCAGCCCAAGUGGGAAAAGGGAUAUUUUUUCACGGCAAAAUAUUGUGAUGAUCUACUUGUUGAUGCCAGGAAGCGGCAGGAAGAUAAUCUUGCAAUGCAGUCUUCUUCUGGUGCUGGUGGCUCUUUAAAUUCUUUGGCUGAAGAUAAGCCCUGGUGGUCUUACCUUCCUGAUGUGUUACUAUUCUAUGCAAAAGGACUUCACAAAGGGCACAAGAAUCUUUAUCAAGCACUACCAAGACUAUUGACACUUUGGUUUGAAUUUGGAAGCAUAUAUCACAGAGAUGAGUCCUCAUCCAACAAACCUAUGAAAACUGUUCAUGCAAGGGUUUUGAGCAUUAUGAGGGGAUGCCUGAAGGAUCUGCCGACAUAUCAAUGGCUAACAGUACUAUCCCAGUUGAUCUCCCGCAUCUGCCAUCAGAAUGAAGAAGUUGUUAGGAUUGUCAAACAUGUCAUUACAUCAGUUUUACAAGAAUACCCACAACAAGCCCUCUGGAUGAUGGCUGCAGUAUCAAAGUCAACAGUUGCUGCAAGGCGUGAUGCUGCUGCAGAGAUAAUACAAGCUGCACGUAAAAGAUCCCGGCGUGGGAGUGAUAACAGCAUCCUGUUUGUUCAAUUUGCUAGCCUGAUAGAUCACCUCAUUAGGCUGUGCUUUCAUCCAGGGCAGCCGAAGGCAAGGACAAUUAAUAUCUCAACUGAGUUCAGUGCCUUAAAGCGUAUGAUGCCACUAGGGAUUGUACUGCCAGUCCAGCAAGCUCUGACAGUCACAUUACCCUCGUAUGACGCAAGUCUAACAGACCCUUCUGGUUUUCAUGUCUUUUCAGCUUCUGAUCAUGCUACAAUAUCUGGAAUAGCAGAUGAGGCUGAAAUCCUUUCCUCUCUGCAGCGACCAAAGAAGGUUGUUUUCCUUGGAAGUGAUGGUGUGCGUCGUCCAUUUCUCUGCAAGCCAAAGGAUGACCUCAGGAAAGAUGCCCGAAUGAUGGAGUUCACUGCCAUGAUCAACCGUCUGUUAUCUAAGUUCCCUGAGAGCCGCAGAAGGAAGCUCUACAUCCGGACCUUUGCUGUGAUCCCCCUCACUGAGGAUUGCGGGAUGGUAGAGUGGGUGCCACACACUCGUGGCCUUCGCCACAUUCUUCAGGACAUAUAUAUAACCUGUGGAAAGUUUGACCGGCAGAAAACAAAUCCAUUGAUUAAAAGGAUCUAUGAUCAGUGCCAGGGAAAGAUGCCUGAAGAUGAGAUGCUGAAGGCAAAAAUCCUCCCAAUGUUCCCCCCUGUUUUCCAUAGAUGGUUCUUGACCACAUUCUCUGAGCCAGCUGCUUGGUUUCGGGCUAGAGUGGCUUAUGCGCACACAACUGCUGUGUGGUCCAUGGUUGGGCACAUUGUAGGGCUUGGUGACAGGCAUGGCGAGAACAUUCUCUUUGAUUCAACUAGCGGUGACUGUGUUCAUGUUGAUUUCAGCUGCUUAUUUGAUAAAGGCCUGCUCCUAGAUAAGCCUGAGUUGGUGCCUUUCAGACUAACCCAAAACAUGAUUGAUGGCCUAGGCAUUACUGGCUAUGAGGGCAUUUUUUUGAAAGUCUGUGAGAUCACCCUUUUGGUGCUGAGAACGCAUAGGGAGACUCUGAUGAGUGUUCUUGAAACUUUCAUCCAUGACCCAUUGGUGGAGUGGACCAAAUCUCACAAGUCCAGCGGAGUAGAAGUACAGAAUCCUCAUGCACAGAGGGCCAUCAGCAACAUCAAAGCUCGACUACAGGGAGUUGUGGUUGGUGUGGCAGCAGCACCAUCUUUACCCUUAGCCGUGGAAGGACAGGCCCGACGAUUGAUAGCUGAAGCUAUUUCACACAAAAAUCUUGGCAAGAUGUAUAUAUGGUGGAUGGCUUGGUUUUGAAUUUCUUCCUUAUGCUUCAGCAAUCUAUCAUCCUUGCAUUUUGGUUGCUUUAUAUUAUGUACACUUCCUCUCUUUGGUGAAUCUGUGAGAGGAUGUAUAGAAGCGCAUCCCAACCAUCCACAGGCAUUUUGGCUUUCACCAUGUGGAUGAUCGCGUUGGAGGUUAUUGUUAGCCAUUCAAUUUUUGUUUCAAAGUGUCAACAUUCAACUACUAUGCUCGAUUCAGGUAGCAGUGCGUGGCGUCGGUUCCUCCAUAAAAAAUGAAGAAUGGAAAGGCAAUCAGGGAUUGAAACCUCCUAAGCACCACUUUUUUGGUCCCCAAAAUCACCUUAUCAUGUUUGUGUCGCAUCAAAUAUGCGUAUUGCACAAAAUACCCAGUUUAGUGCUUGUUCGGGAGCCGUAGCUUAUGCCUUAGCUUUACUACUGCUACUACUACUACUACUAACAAAAUGGUGAGAAAGGCUACCAUGCUUUCAUUAGAAAUUUUACACUUCAAAUUGUACAAGAUGUUACUCUCUUUAAAAUAUACUAUUUAUCAACCUAUGAAAGAAAACAUAUGUUUUUAGAA